AUGAUCACGCUUUAUCAGUUAUUCACCUACUUAUUAUUACCACGCAUAUUUACCACAGUCCUCGUCAUUUUCCUUCUCUUGUGGAUUGCCCGAGAUUAUCCCGCAUGGCGGGAAUCAAGGCUUCUGUCUACAACGCAAGAUCGCAAGACGCACAACAGCCAUGACGCAGUAUCUUCAUCACAGAGUGACAAGAAAGACAUCAACCCCAAAGAACCAUCGUCGUCGCACCACCGUGAGAACCUAUCGAUUGCACACUAUAUCCUCGCCGCCCCUGUGGCGACCUUUUAUAUUGCGGGACGCGCAUUGUAUGAUCUGAUCAAGUUUGGUCUGUUUCGAUUACUCUGGUUGGGCGAGCAAUUGGCGCCCAAACUGGAUGCUUGGCUCUUUCAUACAGUCACCGUAUUGCUGCCAAACAAAGUAGAAGCCGCUGAAAGCUGGUGGGAACGUCGAGGGAAGCUGAUCAUGGCCGACGCCCAACGUACCAUGCAAGAGCGGUUUCUUCCAACGACCGUGCGAAUCAUCGAACACACUUGCAUCGCUCUUUACAAAGGAUACCUCGUCUUGGAACAAUGCAUGGUACGAACCUACCGAUGUUGGCGGCAAUUCUAUGAGAAACAUGACUGGCGACAACUCGCUCUUGAUUUAGCCGACGUAUGGUACACGAAUUUCUGGAUUCCUGUGAGCCACGGUUUAUCACGACUGUACAACUUAUCCAGGGUGAUCUAUCGGGGAUGUCUUGAUAUUGCCAUCUCGUUAUGGCAGGAUAUCCAAUGGCUAUUUACUGUCAUUGUCCCUGCCAUUGAAUUGUUUAUUCGCUCGACCACCGCUUGGACAUGGGUCACUAGUACUGUUCAGCACAUUUACACCCAGGCAUUAAGCGCGAUCCGUCGAUUACAUCCCAUCUACGUUUUCCUGCAUACGUUGUCGCUCCAAUUGCUCGACACUAUUGUCAAGGCACUACAUUCGCACACUUUUCAAAGGCGUCUGUUAUCGUUCAGACAAUUCCUUGGGUCUCAUACUGUUUGGUUGCUUUGCGAAGCAUUAGCCAUGAUGGGCGAUACGAUGCAUGGUGCUGAAUGGAUCACCGUUCACUUUAUCACACCCACUGUGAUGGUAUUUAUGGCACAUGUUCUGCCACGAUUAUCAGUCGCUUACAAGCAGCUACGGGACACCACGGUAGCUCUGUAUGAGAAAUAUCUGUGUUUAGCGUGGACAGCUGUCUACCCGUACUUGCAACAGCCAUGGCAGUACAUGAUCCACUCUUUGUAUGGCAUACUGAUGCCAGUCCUUGGUUUCCUGCAGUCCCUCUAUACCUGCAGUAUAAAUACAAUCAAUCGUGCCGUGUAUUCCAUGAUGCCCUUGGGAACAGCGGUGUUGUUUCAGGUCGCUUCGUGGUGUCAGCAAUGGUCUGACCAGCUAAAGCAAACACUGGAGAAACAGUUACCAGUCGUCUAUCGCGGGGUGCAUGUCAGUUAUGAGUGGGUGUACAGCCACGAUUGGCAAGGUCUGGCGGACGAUUUGAUCGCUGUUCUGAUGGCCAUACGCUCGAUUGCUUACGAACAAUGUCAGUUGGUGUAUUCUUCUCUGGAAAGAACAGUUCAUCAAUGGGCAAAAGAACAAGCAAGCUAUCAUGACAAGGCAGGCCCUUCCAAAAUUGAUUAA
Messenger RNA from Radiomyces spectabilis, 1662 nucleotides. RefSeq lists its product as uncharacterized. The coding region runs from base 1 to 1662 and encodes 553 amino acids. The transcript has a single exon. The record is from RefSeq and is a predicted model, not a curated record. Lineage: Eukaryota; Fungi; Mucoromycota; Mucoromycetes; Mucorales; Radiomycetaceae.